Sorex araneus (European shrew) is the source of this 3202-nucleotide messenger RNA. It is a transcript of the gene PSMF1, whose product is annotated as proteasome inhibitor subunit 1. The coding region runs from base 127 to 942 and encodes 271 amino acids. The transcript has 7 exons. Gene Ontology annotation, biological process: proteasome-mediated ubiquitin-dependent protein catabolic process. Gene Ontology annotation, molecular function: proteasome binding; endopeptidase inhibitor activity. The record is from RefSeq and is a predicted model, not a curated record. NCBI's taxonomy places the organism in Eukaryota, Metazoa, Chordata, Mammalia, Eulipotyphla, Soricidae.
CCCGUUUCGGCCGCAGGUGGAGACGCCGCGGCGGCCCGAGGAGCAGCCGGAGUCGCCGGGCGCGGAGGCGGCGGAGGCGGCGGAGGCGGCGGAGGCGGCGGAGGCGGCGGAGCGGCCGUGAGCGGCAUGGCGGGCCUGGAGGUCCUGUUCGCGUCGGCCGCGCCCUCGCUCAGCUGCGCGCAGGACGCGCUCGUCUGCUUCCUGCACUGGGAGCUGGUCACGCACGGCUACUCCGGCCUGGGCGCCGGCGAGCAGCCAGGUCCCAGCGAUAAGAAAUCAGAACUUCUGCCUCCCGAGUGGAACAGCAACAAAGACCUGUAUGUCCUCCGGUAUGAGUCUAAGGAUGGGUCCAAAAAACUCCUCCUAAAGGCCGUCACCGUGGAGAACAGCAUGAUCAUCAACGUGCUGGAAUGUGGCUCACAGCAAGUGUCAGACUUGACCCUGAAUUUGGAUGAUUAUAUUGAUUCAGAACACCUGGGUGACUUUCACAGGGCCUACAAGAACAGCGAGGAGCUUCGGUCUCGUAUCACCUCUGGAAUCAUCACACCUAUCCAUGAGUCCUGGGACAAGGCCAGCGUGAACAGUCCCCCCCGGGAGUUUCCCCCUGCCACUGCCAGAGAGGUGGACCCACUUCGGAUUCACCCGCACCACCCCCACACUGGCCGGCAGCCUCCCUGGUGUGAUCCCCUGGGCCCGUUUGCUGUCGGGGGAGAAGACCUAGACCCCUUUGGGUGCCGGAGAGGCGGCAUGAUAGUGGACCCCCUGCGAUCUGGCUUCCCAAGAGCAAUUAUCGACCCAUCCUCUGGUCUCCCCAACCGGCUUCCUCCAGGCGCGGUGCCACCCGGAGCCCGCUUUGACCCCUUUGGGCCCACUGGCACUAGCCCAUCCGGACCCAACCCAGAUCACCUGCCCCCACCGGGCUACGACGACAUGUUCCUGUGAAGGCCUCAAGAAUGUAACAACUCAGCAUUCCUUCCACUCUCCUGGAGCCGCCGCCACGGGUCGGCACCUGUGUGCUGGUGGGCUGGGGUUGCCUCCCCGCCCCCGGUCAGAGCCAAGAUACCUCCCUGCCACGUGCCACCUGGUUGCACCUAGGUGCCAGAGAGAUCCUGCAUCUCGCUGGGCGCCAGCUCCUCCCACUCCCCACAAGAGAACUCCGACAGCAGUAUGCCCUCCACCCGAAGCGAUCCUGGUUGCAGUGCUGUAAGAACGGAACGCAUUUUGGAUGCUAUUAUUAAGAACCAAAUGUCAAUACAGAAAUCGUGUUGCCGGUCUCCCACUCUCCUUUCUUGCUCAGCUCCUCCCAGUUGUGAGAUUUUAGAAUCUUAGGCAUCCACAUGACUUCUCCCACCCAGGGCCCAUUUCUUUUCAGGCCCCUCCCCAGCAUAAGUAACUCUUUCUCACUGAGGUGGGCCCCAGUGUGGCUGCACGGAUAGACACGAGUGCCUGGAAACCCCAGAGGCCAAUACAGUAACUUUCCCAGAGCCAGGAGCCAGGCACUGGCCGUGCGGAAGACCACGUUGUGCUGAUGGGCAAAAGCCUCCACUUCGGCCCCCAGCCGGGCGUCUCUGUCCAUCCUGGGCCUCGGCGGUCAGUAACAAGGAUUAAGUAGCAGACACGAAGGCCAGUCUCAUUCCUGCUGUUUGCCACUGCGUGAACUUAAGGAAGCCCCUUUCCUUCCCAGGGCCUUUUUUGCCAGCAUAUAAAAUCCUGCAUAAAACAUUGGUCCUCUUCUGUCUGUGACAGUGCCUGAGACCUGGGCCAGAGGGAAAGUGAAGGCUCAAGGCGUGGCGCCAGACUUACCUGUGAGUUUAUUACUCCGUGGGUCCAGAGUACUUAUUACUCCCUGGGGUCCACACCGGGGCCCCAUCUCCAUCGAGCGUGUUGGGGCACUUGGGGAGGAGCAGGGGGCCAGCCUGCAGGAAGGCGUUUCAGCCCAGCGAGCCCCGGCCCCAGCAGCCUGGGCCUCUCUCUGUCAGGGCCCUCGGACCUUCAGCCUUCUCCAGCAGCCCUUGCAGACAGAGGCCGGCCUGGGCUGGAAAGAGCACAGAGCCAUCGAGGCAGUAGUCACCGCCACGCCAUAACUAACAUUCCCGCCGCAGGUGGGCCCUGGCACUGCUCAGACCGCCCCCAGCCCCUGACUUCUCUGCUCUGGAGAAGGACCCCCAGAGGAGGCAGUGUGACCACCAGAGUCUGCAGACCUCAAAGGCCAGCAGUGAGUGGGAUGUUUCUGUUUGGAAACUGGGUCAUGCUGCUUAAAGAACUUAGGACAGUUUGUUCAUGAAAACAUCCUUUAUUUUAAAAGGGAGCAUUUAAAGGAACAUCAGGCCAGGGACCAGCCAAUAAACAGGGAAGGGAAAUAACUUUUGGAACCCCAAUUCAAGGAAAAGCCCAAGAUUGACACCAUACAUUCUACCCCUUGCAUCGUGUUGUUGCCAAAGCUGUACAGAUUAGUCCUACGUGUUUCUGCUCCCCAAAAGCAGAAACUAGUGAUUCAUUUGCAGAAUCAGCCUUUUUUUUUUUUCUGCGUGAGCCUCCUUGCAUCAAGGACACUGAGGAACCUGAUCGUUUUCCUGUGGCAGCACGAGGGGAGGGAAAGGGACCUGUAAACAGCUCACUUCCCUCCUUCAGGAUGCAGCCAGGGGGAAUGGUUCAGGUCUAUGUUGUCUGGAACUCAAAAAGUUGUAGCCUUCAGCAAUAAAUAUCAACAGUAAUAAACUAUUCCUCUCUAAGAACCACCACCAAAAAAGCCAGUUAGCUUUAUUGGGCUGUAACUCCCAUCCUAUAAUGUUUGCCCUUUUUAUAGUGUGCUAAUCGGUGGUCCUCAGUCUAUUCAGUGCUCUGUGUUCAUCGCCAUGUUUAAUUCCUGGACAUUUCCACCACCCCCAGAAUAAAAACCCCACACCCAUUAACAACUACCAGCAGUCCCCCACUCCUCUCAGCCUCAGGCAACUAUGAAUCUAUUCUACAGCUAUUCUGAACAUUUCUCAGUAGAAUCACACAAUAUGGGGCCUUUUGUAUCCGGUUUCAUAACAUUUUUAUAGCGUUCCUCCAUGAUGUAUCUGUCAGUAUUCCCUUUUUAUGGCCAAAUAGUAUUCGAUUGUAUGGGGUAUACACAUUUUUUCUUAUCCAUUUACCAGCUGGUGAACCAUUGGAUUGUGUCAAUUUUCAAGCUAUUAAUAAUAACACAGCAGUGAAGAUC